This is a messenger RNA of Pimephales promelas (fathead minnow), 1192 nucleotides long. The record is from RefSeq and is a predicted model, not a curated record. NCBI's taxonomy places the organism in Eukaryota, Metazoa, Chordata, Actinopteri, Cypriniformes, Leuciscidae.
UGAUGGCGUCACUCAGCAGUUGUGCGGCAUCCUCCGCUGCCACGGUAACAUAAGGCAUGUUGCUAUGUCAAAAUGUGACUUAUGCACACCAUCUGAAAGGAUUUGUGUCAAACAACAAGCUAUGGAGGAACCCUCAAAAUUUGAGCGAUAUGUUUAUAAAAAUGCUUCAGUUUAUCAUUAUAUGAAAAUAUCUCUUGUUUUGGCGAAUGGAAACAGAAAUAUUCCUUCUGCAGAUUUCAAACAAUUGGUCAUCCGUGGACUUAAAGAACUUUACGGAGAGAUUGGAGCUUCUAUUCCAUUUGAUCUGCUGAAGUUUGAUGAGAACGAAUUGACCGGCGUCCUACGAGUGUACAACAGUGGCCUGGUGAAAUUGUGGAGUGCAUUAACAUUACUGGGAUCAUAUCAAAAUGAGGCAUGUGCAUUCAGAGUCACACAGGUGUCGCCGUUUUUGUUAGCACUGUCCGGGAAUAGCCGUGAGCUGCGGUUUGAAAACCAGUUGACAUCGUGAGGUGGGCCUACAAAACAAAUACCUUGGAAAAAAUGACGUUCUUUCUUAGAAGAAGUAUUUUCAACAGAAAUAUGUAUCAUGCUGUCAACUCAGCACUGACAGUUCCUGCAUCCCUCACAGUGGGGCACAGGUCGCUUUACAUCGGUGAACGGGCCUCGCUAAGCAAAACAUUCAGCGGCAGAGACGUUGCGCUUUUUGCUGAGCUGACAGGGGACAUGAAUCCUCUCCACCUCGACCCAGAGUACGCCAAAACGACCUCUUUUGAGAGGCCCAUUGUGCACGGAGUGCUGAUUAACGGUCUCAUCUCAGCAGUUAUUGGGACAAAGUUGCCCGGUAAAGGCUGCGUGUUUCUCUACCAGGAAAUACGCUUUCCGGCACCCCUCUACAUUGGAGAGGAAGUUGAGGCGGAAGCGGAGGUUAAAAAGAUCAAAAUGUCCUUCGCUUUUAUUUCUGUUUCCUGCGCUGUCAAAGACAAAGUGGUCAUGGAGGGAGAGGUCAUAGUGAUGAUGCCACAGAAUGGAGAGCAAUCGUGAGGAAUGCUGCCGUUUCAGUUCCAAAUGCUUCCAGGAAUUAAAUGUUUUUGCUUAUUUUUGUUCUUUUGAAAUGUGACGCUCACACAAAGAUUUAAUAUUCACUGCUUUUGUUCCCUGAGGUGCAGUUUAAAUAAACUGUGUGAGAAAAUAA